Messenger RNA from Dermatophagoides farinae (American house dust mite), 2001 nucleotides. The record is from RefSeq and is a predicted model, not a curated record. Lineage: Eukaryota; Metazoa; Arthropoda; Arachnida; Sarcoptiformes; Pyroglyphidae.
AAUUCAUCAACAUUUCAAUUGUUGCCACAAGAUGUCGCCAAACAUAUUGAUGUUGAUAAUUCUUAUUCAACAUCCAGCAGCAGCAGCAGCAGUACUACGGCUAAAGAUAUUAGAAAAUUAUUAGAAGAUUAUGUUCAAUAUUUGGCAAGUUUACCGGAUAUUCGUAAAGAAAUACGUGAAAAAAAUCACAGUCAAAAAUCACAACAUGAUAUUAUUUCAACAGCUGAAACAAAUGAUGAUGAGAAAGCUAUUCAUCAUCCACGAUUGACAGCAUAUCGUACAUUAGUACCGAUAAUCAACCAUCCUAGUUCUCAAGGAGAAUAUGUUUAUCAUCAUCAUCAUCAUCAUCAUGUUGAGGAUGAUAAUAAUGAUGAACGACGACGAUUACGAAAUAAUUUUGAUGAAACAAAUGUUUCCACAACAAAACAAAAAUCAAAACAAUCAUCAUCAUCAUCAUCAACAAUACAGCCACGACGAAAAUCUGAUCAGAAUUCAAUAAUAGUUGCCGGUAAUGGAUAUGGUGAAUCUGGUGUAUCACUUAGUUUGAAUAAUGAAGAACUAAAUUCAUUUAUUCAUACUGUAUUGGGAACAAAAAAAGAUCGACCAACAACAACAACAACAACCACUACAGCAACGAUAACAACCACUACUGAAUUACCAUCAUCAAUGGUAGAUGGUGAUAGUGAUGAUGAACAACUGUCCAAUAUGACUAUCAAUAAUGAUGUAACUUAUAAUAAUGAUCUUGCCAUUGAAGAAUUGAUGGCCUAUGUUGAUCCAGACGAUGAUGAUGACAAUGACGGCGACGACGAUGACGACAACAACAAUAAUGAUGAUGAUGAUGAUGAUAAGAUUGAACAUCGACGAAAUAAUUCUACGAAAUAUUCAAAUGAAACAUCCACCAUAGAAACAAGUACUUUACAGCCAUUAAUGAUAACGACCACAAUCGAUCCAUUUUCAUCAUCCAAAAUGAUAACUACUACUGCAAAUAAAUCGUCGAAUAAUAAUGAUCAAGUUUCCGGUGAAAUAUCCGUCACUGAUUUACAUAAUAAUAUUGUUAAUGGUGAUCACGAAUCAUCAACGAUGACUACAAUAGCUAAUUUGAUAAUCGAAAAUCAAAUCAAUUCGACAAAAAUAGCUGCUGCUUCUGCUUCUGCUGAUGAUGAUGAUGAUCGUCAUUCAAAUCGACAACAAUCAAUAGAAAAACAACCACAAAUGUUGCUUGAAAUCAAUCAAAAUGAUUUAUUAGAACAGCUAAAACGUACACGAGAAUUGUUGAGUAUUCAAAUUGAAAAAUUGAAAACAUUAGAAAAAACAGUGUUCCGGCGAAGGAAAACUGUGCCGACGGAAUCGAUUAAUGAUACAACAACAGCAACAACAACAACAACAACAGCAGCUGUAUCACAAUCAAUGAUAACAACGGAAUCACCAUUUGAUAUGACAACUGAAUCAUCAUCAAAUUUUAAUCAUCAAAAUAAUAAUCAAAUUGAUCAAUCAUCACGUAUUAAUAAUAAUAAAAGCAAUAUUUUCGAUAAAAGUUUCUUAAAUAAUGAAACAUUUAAUGAAAUGUCAACAAUGACAAGUGCACCAGAAUAUUCAUCAUCAUCAUCAUCAUCAUCAUCAUCAUCAUCAUCACCAUACAUUGAAUUGAUUACAUUGAAUAUCAAUAAGAACAUUACGGCUACUUCUGCUGCUGCUGCUGCUGCUACUGCUACUACUACUAUUCAACCAUUUGAUGAAAAUGAUGAUGGAUCCUAUUAUGAAACAACAACAACAACAACAAUGGCAACGACAGCUAUUCCAACCUUUAAGCAUAAUGAAAAAAGUUUUCAUAUGAAUUUGAUAAAAGAAAAUAGCAAUAAGAAUGAUGAUGAUGAUGAUGAUGAUGAGAUAAUUUAUUCGAGAAAUUUUCCAUCCAAAUCAAUUCAACUAAAUUAUAAUGGCAAGUCAUCAAAUAAUAAAGAUGUUGAUGAUAAUGGCAAUGGCAAUAGUGAUGAUGAUGAU